AUGACAGGUCCUAAGAAGAAACGAAUGCGAAAAACCAAAGUUCAGUUAGAUUACUAUAAACUGUGUGCUCUGCGUGGCAUAGUAAAUAGUUACGCGUCAAGAAAAGAAGUACCAACGUUAGGUAAGAUUCUAGCUGCUGCUAAACACGAGCUAGAUUAUAGAGGUGGUAAGGAAUCGCUAAGAUUAAUAUUACUUAAUAAAUUAGGUAUUAAAUUUAAAAAAUGUGAAAAGAAAAAGAGUGUUAAACAAGAAGAGGUUCCUCCACAGUACCAGCCUCCACCCCCAGUAAUGACACAUAUCCAAAUGGAGCCAAUGAAGCCAGAAAACCAUUGUAUUUAUACAAAUAUGAUGCCUCAUGUUCCACCUGUGUCUUAUUAA
Molecule: messenger RNA, 378 nt
Organism: Pieris macdunnoughi
Lineage: Eukaryota; Metazoa; Arthropoda; Insecta; Lepidoptera; Pieridae
Source: the annotation of a GenBank genome assembly